This is a messenger RNA of Lates calcarifer (barramundi perch), 2625 nucleotides long. It is a transcript of the gene blzf1, whose product is annotated as basic leucine zipper nuclear factor 1. The record is from RefSeq and is a predicted model, not a curated record. The transcript has 7 exons. Gene Ontology annotation, cellular component: Golgi membrane. Gene Ontology annotation, biological process: Golgi to plasma membrane protein transport; Golgi organization. NCBI's taxonomy places the organism in Eukaryota, Metazoa, Chordata, Actinopteri, Centropomidae. The coding region runs from base 214 to 1452 and encodes 412 amino acids.
ACAGGAAGUGCUGCCUGAGAGGCUGAACUCAGGGUAAUGCAAUCGUCUGACAACAUCUUUUAGAGGCCAACUGUGUCCGGUGACAAAACAAACAGCUUUCUGUCGCCGACAGCAAUUCAAUCGAGGGAGUUGGACGCAUUUUAAUCGGAAGAAGAGUCGCCCGGGUUUCACCUACACUACAGCCUUUUUCCAGCCAACGCCACCACCCCCACCAUGACUACUGCUGUGAGAGGUUCUGCCAGCGUGCCUGUCCGAGGUGCUGGCGAUGGCAUGGAAACUGAAAAACCUCCUGCAGUUCUGGAGGUAAACACAGAUACACUGCCACCAGGUCCAUCUGCAGUUCCCCUCCUGAAGGUGGCUAGCCCAAAACACAGCCCAAAAUCUACCCAUCCGCCACCCCCUGCUGCCCCCCAGCCUCUCGGGGUGCUCCACCUGGGCAAGGUGAGUCGAGAGGCCUGCACAGAGGUGGAGGCUGUGAGGAUCGUUGUCCCACGUGCUGCUAUUAGCCGAAGCAGCCGUACAGGACCUGCUGAAGGGAAAGGGGAGGCGGGGCAACAGGCUGAGGAGCAAGGCUCUCCCCCGCUGCCUCUGGUGGAGGACUGGAGGGUACAGUUGGAGAAGCUGCAGAACUCUGAGCGCAGGCUGCUGCAGGACAAGGAAGGCCUUUCCAAUCAGCUCCGUGUGCAGACAGAGGUGAACCGUGAGCUAAAGAAGCUAUUGGUGGCGUCAGUGGGUGAUGACCUUCAGUACCACUUUGAGCGUCUGGCACGGGAGAAGAACCAGCUGAUCCUGGAGAACGAGGCUCUCGGCCGGAGUCUGGCACACACCGCAGAGCAGCUGGAGCGAAUGAGUAUCCAGUGCGACGUUUGGAGGAGCAAGUUCUUGGCCAGCAGAGUCAUGGCAGAGGAGCUGACGAAUGCCAGGGCAGCUCUACAGAGACAGACCAGAGAGGCACAAGGAGCAAUUCAGGACCUGUUGUUAGAGAGAGAAGAGUUCUCCAGGGACAUGGUGCUCACUCACAGAUCUCUGGAGCAGCUCCUGGUGUCUCUGCAGUGGGGCAGACAGCAGACGUACUACCCCAGUGCACAGCCCCUCAGCACAAGGGAGCUGGCAGCAGCCAAUCACAAGCUGGCAGAUGCUAUCAACUCCCACCUGCUUGGUAACACCAACAGCAACAGCGGAAACAGCAGCGGCAACGUGGUAAAGAGCAGCAGUGCAACAGCUGAGCAGCUCUGCAGUACACCAGCUGAGAAGAUGGCUGAGAAGGUGCUGAAGAUUUUAGAUCCAAUUUCCUGUACAGAAAACAAGACUGAACCUCCACUCAGUGACUCCACCCCAUCAAACUUUCUCAACAACAAGAAGAGCAUUGGCAGAUUUCACCCGUAUACACGCUAUGAGAACAUUACUUUCAACUGCUGUGAGCGCUGCACAGGAGACAUUCUGGUGCUGUAGACGUCAAAGAACGGCAAAACAUCCACAUCUGACACCAGCACAGCAUAUUUCAAAUGGUCUGAACAGGGGUGUACUCGGAGGAUCCUGCUGCUUUGUGCUUUAUUUUCUGUACUAUACAUUUCAGUGCGUAGCAGCCCUGAGGGUUUUAUAAUGGUUUGAAAUUGUGUUAACCUGCUGUUUUUUUGGUUUUUUUUUUGAGAAAAUUGAGUUGUUUUUGUUCAGGAAUCAUGAUGUUGUUUGCAUUUUAGAGCCAUUGAUGCCUGGUUUAAACCAUGAAAAGUGCUAUUUAUUAUUGCAGGGAUGUGAGGUGACGAUGACCCAGUGUUACACGAUGAACAGACACUGUUAAGGUAUCUGCUUCAAACUUGACCAUUAGGCUAGUGUUUUAUUUAAAUUUUAUUUAAAUAUUCCUAUAUCCAUCAGUCAGUGUGCACACAAUAGAGCAAACAAUAGCGUGAUAUUUGACAGGUCAGCCUGUAGUGGAAAUACCCUCCAGAAAGCUAACUGCACCUUCAUACAUACACUGUGACUGUGUUAUAAAAAAAAAUAAGAGCGCCUCCCCAGUUCCUCAGUAUGAUGGUGCUAUCAUAUUUUACAAAAGAUUGUAUUAGCGUAUUUUGUAUGUUGUGUGCUGUAAAAGCAUUUUAAUACACAGUACAUUCAGUAUUUUGGAAGGGGAUUAAUGGUACUACUAUAGGCUGUUAUUGUGCUGCGUCAUUCAAAGGAAACCCUGAUAUUGUCAAAUCUGCACGCACACACACACACACACACACAUGCAGUUAUUUGCAAAGACUUUUGUGGCGUUAGGAAGAAAAAUUUGAGGCAGAUUUUUUUCUGAAAUUUUCAAAGUUAUUAUUAUUUGACUUGUUAUCCUUUAAUCAUGUUAUAUUAAUUUGGGUGAUGUUUUUUUGUAAUUCAUUAUUUAAAAAAAGAUUUGGGGACUUGGUUUUUGCCUCAGAAUACACUACUAUGAAAUGUAAUAUAUUGUACAUGACUUUUUGCAGUUUUCUAAAAACAAGCUGUAUGAUAUUUUGGUUUACUUUAUCUGUAUGGAGAAGUGAUGUUGAUGGUGUAAUUUACAGUGAAAGCACAUCAUUAAAAAUAUUUAUACUGUCCAUCAUUUGUACAUCAGAUCAAAAUAAAGACCAAAGUAGUUUCUAUCUUUUUAAAAAA